Condylura cristata (star-nosed mole) is the source of this 1935-nucleotide messenger RNA. RefSeq lists its product as uncharacterized. Gene Ontology annotation, biological process: sodium ion transmembrane transport. The record is from RefSeq and is a predicted model, not a curated record. Lineage: Eukaryota; Metazoa; Chordata; Mammalia; Eulipotyphla; Talpidae. The transcript is spliced from 10 exons. The coding region runs from base 1 to 1935 and encodes 644 amino acids. Gene Ontology annotation, cellular component: membrane.
AUGAACGAAUACAGGGUCUCUGCGGUGGUGCUGUCUCUGCCCGGCCCCCCUCUUCCUCUCGGGGAGCGGGGGCUAGGGGGCCUGGCCCCUUCCUCCUCACGUCUGAUCCCAGGCGCCAGCCUCGCGCUCCAGGGCGUGGGGUGUCUGCUGGGCAGGGCCUGGGGGGCCGCGCCCAGCCCCCCUGAGCUGCCUGCCCCCCAGAUCGUGUACUUCACCGCUACAUUCCCCUACGUGGUCCUCGUGGUGCUGCUGGUGCGUGGAGUGCUGCUGCCCGGCGCCCUGGACGGCAUCGUCUACUAUCUCAAGCCCGACUGGUCGAAGCUGGGGUCCCCUCAGGUGUGGAUAGACGCUGGGACCCAGAUCUUCUUUUUAGAACCAUUGCGGGGUUCUGCUACCACAGUGGUGUUUCGCGAACACGGCAGUGCCCGCCUCGGCAAAGCCAACAAGCAGCUAGGAAAAUCCAAAAGGACCUCGGCAAAGCGGCGUCGGGGCAGUGCGAGAGAGGCUGGUGCCAGCAGUGAUGCCGAUGGCUGGCAGCCUCCUGGACAGCUGCGCUGGCACAUCCUGGUGAAGCAGAUGACGCUGCAUCCCGGAAUGACCGAAGCUCGCUGCCAGCCCAACUACAGGGCAUCGGAUGAUGCCGACGUGCAGUGGCAGAAGACAUGUGGCGGACAGCCAGAGAAUGUAGCGAAGGGUGUGGAGUGGGGACUGGAGGCCGACAAACCUCCAGUGAGCAACUACCACACUAAACAGCUGGGCCGAAGCAGCAGGUUGAGCGAGGCGGACUCAUCUUGUGCGGGACUUGCCCAGGCCACUGGCUUCCUCUGUGCCGCCUCAGGAGCCAGCGGCAAGCACAGCCUCGGAGUGGCGGGUGCGGGCAACGGCCAGAGCAAGUGGCGGAGCCCCCGGGUCGCCUUCGAGUCUGCAUGGUCAAGCCUGCCUGGCACAACACCAGCCUUCUUUCUGGGCGAUGAUGCGACGCCUGCUCUUCAUCACCCUGGCCCUGUGGCCUGCGACCGCCCUGUGGCUGUCCGCUGCCCUGGCUACGCCCUGCUCGUCACCAGGCCGCGCCUGCAGAUGCGCCAGUGGCUGCGUGCUCUCGCUCACCCUCACCACGCUCAUGUUCCUGCCGCCCUUCUGCCAGCCCACGAGAUCAAGCGCUUCUGCGACACGCCCGCUGUGGUCUGCUGGCCUGCUCACACGUGUGCCGACGAGGUCGCCGUCUUCCUCGUCUGUCUGCUCCCCCUCCUGCUGACCCUGCUGUCCUACGGCUGCGUCGUCGCCGCCUUCUCCACCUGUGCCGGGCACCUGUUGCUCUACAGUCUGAGGAACAAGGAAGUCAAGGGCGCCCUGCAGAGACUGCCGGACGCCACAAGCAGCUGUGGCGGCAGCCAGAUGCCAGCUGGCCCGGCCACCCCCCACUCAAACACGCCUCUGGAGCUAACGGACAGAGGGGAGGGCAAGAACCGCUGCUUCCGAGGCUCUUUGCUUCCUGGCACGCCCAGUGCGAAUGCCCGGAAAGCAUGGUGCCGACGGAGGGCCGCUGUCGACUGCCGGGAGCUGACAGGCCAGCGACUUCGGGUGCCCUUCCUGUCUCCGCUGGACGCGGAGGUGGCCUGCUGGUUCCUGGCCCCGGAGGUCCAGCCGCCCGCGCAGCUCGUCCGCAAGGAGCUCAGCGUGGACGGCAGCGACCUGGUGGUCGGCCCCAGAGACGCCGGGAGGGUCGGCGGAGGGCCCCUGCGGCCCCGCUCACUCCGCGGCGGCCAGUGCCAGGCAGGUGGCCGGAAUGGGAAGGGACAGCGGGCCCUGGGGCGCCUGGCCAGGGAGCCCGGCUGGGCCACGCCUGGGCCCGUGCGGAGGCCCGACGCCCUGGCCGCAGGCGGCUCACCGGGGCCGCCGCUGCCCGCAGAGGGCCCUUGUCCCUCAGACCGGUGA